CAUGUUAAAGGAAACUAAACCCUCUUUCAGUUCCGAUUUUAAAAAGCGGGGUAAGAGAUUGCAAUUUAUUUUUAUUUUUUAAAAGGGAUAGGUUGGUUGGAUAGUUUGGUUCUAAAAAUAAAUGAAAUAUUCCUUACCCAGGUUGUUUCUUCGAUGAUCCAAAACAUUUAAUCGUGACAGAAAAACAAAAACAGAAUAACUCUGUGGGGAGAGGGUACUUAUGAGUGACCUACUUUAGCUUGAUCUUAUAGUGUUUCCUAUGAUAUUUACCCAAACUGAAGCCAUCUCUGAGCAUCUGUAGGUGUGUGUUCAAUGUUUUUAACACAGUGAGUGAAGGGUGGGGCAGUAGGACCCUGGGCUGCUGCUGCUGUAACAGUAAAACAGGCAGCUGGCAGGAGGGAGGAGCCUGAAAUAAAACCAAACAACCCUCCACACCCUGCAGAGUCAGAAGUUCAUCCGCAUUCCUGUCCAACAAACCCGAACACAUCUAUACCACAGAGAGAGAGAGAAAGCUGGGAGGAACCACUUCCUGAGGCUGGGAGUUUGGGAAGGGCCUGACGAGGGACUGGAGACCAGAACCACCCCAUCAUCACCAUCCUCGCCCUGCCAGUCUCACCAUGAAUAGGGGAGGCAAUGAUGAAGGUGUACCUGGUGGCCUCGGUGAACCAGCCCAACAGCUGGGUGGGGAAGGUGCAAGUGGGAAGGCGACGAGCAAACUGACCGCCCACUCCUUUACACCAGGCUGGACCAAAGUCAGCUGCACCUGCUGUGUCUCGGAGCAGGUCGAGCCGCUGGUUGUGGUGAAGCUCGGACAGAAGGUCAUCCCUGAGACGAAGCGCUGGCUCAUCAAACUGAUUGGGGCUCCCCAGAAGGAUGGAGGUGCCGGGUUACUGGCUCACCCAGGCGAGGACGCCACUGGUAACAUCAUCGUGUUGUCUGCGCCACGCUGUACGUUACUGCGAGCCACAGAGGAGCUGGGGCUGUGUAAGAUUUACCGCAACGGUGACAUGGAGGCCUUCGCCUACGACGACAGAAAACACUUCAGAGAUUCAGAAAACAUGGAGGUGUUUCUAACAUCGGCAGAGCGACAGUACAUCAUAAAGUACGAGCUGGACGGUCUGCGGGCCCAAAAGGACCUGAGGAUACCCGGCCUGCUCGACAGCUGCACACUGCAGAAGCGAGACAGCAUCUGGCAGAAGCUGAGAGCAGCUGGUGUUGUUGUUGACAUAUUUCCUCUCCACAACCCGGGCAAACUAAAGGAUCUUAGUGAAGCGUGGUACUGUGGGAACCAGCUGGCUCAACCACUGGACAAAGUGAACGAGUAUUUUGGUAGCUCUGUGGCUUUCUACUUCAGCUUCCUCGAUUUCUACACCUGGUCUCUCCUUCCACCGGCAAUACUGGGUCUCUUCAUCGCAUAUUUCUCAAGAGAGGUUCAGAGGGAGAUGCUGCAGUCAGUCUCGAGUUCUCAAGCUGAGAAAGUCCAGAAUGAACCUGAACCUCUUAUAAGCGGUCACAUGCUGCAGGCGGUGUUCAGCAUGCUAUGGUCCACGGUGGUUAUGGAGCUGUGGAAACGCCGCAGCUCCUCACUGUCGUACCGCUGGGGUACCCUGAACCUCGCCGAACGUUUUGCGGAGCCACGGCCGGGUUUCCACGGCGACCUCGGGGUCAACCCUGUGACCGGUCGUAUGGAGCCGCUGUUUCCCGAAUGGAAGAGGGACCUGCGUAUGGCACUGGUGUCUGUCCCGGCGGUCGGGCUGUUUUUAGGACUGGUGGUUCUGGGAAUGAUGUGUUUCUACUGGGCAGAGGCCGGGGUGAAGCAGCUGCACAAAGAUUGGAACACCAUGGUGUCUCAGACUUUACUCUACGUGCCCUCAGUGCUCCAUAUUGUCUACACAAACAUGCUUGCCACAGCUUACAGGACAUUAGCCCAGGCGUUAACUGAAUAUGAGAACCAUCGAGAAGAGUCGGCCUAUGACAAUCAUCUGACAGGCAAAAUCUUAGUGUUCACCUUCUUCAAUAACUUUGCAGUGCUCUUCCAUAUUGCCUUCUUCAAGCAGGAUGUGCCGCUGCUUCGAAAGCGUUUAGCUUCUUUGCUGAUCAUCAGUCAGGUGGUCAACCAGGUGACAGAGGUGGUUAUACCAUUCCUUGUGGACCGAUUCAUCAGCGCCCCCCACAGAACAGAGAGCAAAGAUGACCCAGAAGAAGACAAAUUUAGGAACCAAGGCAACCUGCCUCUUUUUCCAGGGCUGUUUGCAGAAUACAUCGAGCUGCUGGUGCAGUUUGGGUAUUUGAGUCUUUUCUCCUGCAUCUUUCCUCUGACUGCCGUUCUACUGCUCCUCAACAACCUAACAGAAAUCCGAUCGGAUGCCUAUAAGAUUUGCAAACUCUUCCGCAAACCCUUUACCCCUCCUGUGGCCGGCCUGGGCGUGUGGCAGCUCGCCUUCGAGGUCUUGAGUUUUGUAUCAGUGGUGUCCAACUGCUGGCUGCUGCUGCUGUCACCCCACCUGCAGGGACUUAGCCAGGAGGCUGGGUUGAGCGACAGCAACCUUCUGAUGGGGGCUGUUAUAGUGGAGCAUGUCCUGAUAUUAGCCAAGGUGAUUAUGGCCGCCCUGAUACCAGAUGAGCCUGACUGGAUCCGGAAAAAGAGGGAGCAUAUCGAGUACACAUCCAUGCAAGCCCUCAAACAGCGAGUUAACUAAGUUGAGUUGACUUUCUUACAUAUUUGGCUUUAUUCCUCAUCUUUCUAAGUUAGUUUUCUUACGCUUUCCAGAAGCUGAACGUUCAAGAGCCCUAACUUUGUUUCAAGGUGUUGAAGUAGUGCUCAUUUUCUCUGGAGGUUAAACCAUAGAGAAGAGAGCUCAAGAGUGGUCCAUAUUGCCCCACAGUUGUGACUCUGCUCCAAGUGUUUAUGCCGUAUUUACUAAUUCAAACUGCUUCUGCAACUUAAACUAACAUUGUAAACAUACUGCAAGUGCAAUUCAAACAGCAGCUAAACGUGUUUUAAUCCUUUAAUAUGCAGCAAAUGGAUUGCAGGGACUGCAUUUAAAGCAUAGGAGUGUUGUAAUAGUAAAAUGCACAGAUUGUACAGUUAACAUUUAAAAAAGCGGACAGUUUUUGAAGUUGCUAAUUGCACCAAAAACAGGCAGAAUAGUUGUCUCAUUGCUGCCGGCCGGUGACAAAAUGCAGUUAGUGUUCAGAUUUCAUAUAAAUUAACAGUAUCAUUAAUAGUAAACAUAAAAAAGGGACAAGUGAGCUCACUAUUAAAGCGAAUUUUAGCAUGUCCUUAUCCAGAUAAAAAAAAAAAAAUGAUUUAACAGAGAUUUAUCUAAUUAUGUUUUAAUAAAUUGUCCUGCAUCUUAAUACAAUACAUGCCCCUAAACAUUAUAACUGCAUACAUUUCCUUCUCAUAAAUGUAGUCAGAUAAAUCCUAACUCAAUUUAAUUAAGGGGAAAAAGAAAAACAACCGGAUACCAAGAAUUACGACAUAAAAUUGGAACUUUGCAGUACUAAUAUCUGAGUAACCCACCUUAAGACUGUACCGUCAAAAAAACAAAAUGACCUGUAGGUCAAGGAGUUAAUUCAUUCUAAUUCUUAUCUGACAAGAAACAGAAUGUAAUAAUGUGUAUAGUUGCAGUAGACUACUGUGUCUAGACUCAACCUUUCUUAAAUUGUGCAUCCAAGCUGUCUGAUUUUCCAGUAAUCUCGGUAGGGGGUUUAAUCAAUUGCUUUCCAGGCUUUUUGGAGGGUUUUGUUUUUUGGAAUUUGACGGCUUUUUUAUUGAAGUACCUGCUUUGCCACCUGCGACUAAAGUAAAAUGCCACAACCUGCUAUUUAAGUGUGCCGUUACAGUACAUGUAGACUACUCAGACUACUACUAGACUACUACUCAAUUACUUAGGUUCAAAUACUUAAUAAUAAAAUUUAAAUUAAAAAAUGGUUUAAUAAACAACUCUAAAAUUGAGCAGGUAUUUUAAAAUGGCAGCUAAAAUGGCUAAACAAAGCAGGAAAUGUCAAAAAUAUCACUUUUAAAAUAUCAUUACCCUAAUACCAUAUAACAUGACUUAGGUAAUUAUGCUAUGAGGCUAACCAAAUGAAUAUUCCUAUGGAGGACGUGUGACCUUUCCUGUGAUAGUCUGUUAGUUUAUGUUUUGAAGUAGCUUUAAACCAGAAAUAAACUUGUAUAUAGCUAUAGAUAGCUAAGUUUAGCUUAACCUAACCGUUCAAGCUCUCUCAAAUGUGAGGGUUUGUUGGAAUAUAAAACUUUACUUCAGUUAAAAGGAUUUAGAGAAAUUACUGAUGGCUCCAAAAAUUAUUACGGCACAUUUUGAUUGCUAAACAUGACCAAAUGCAAAUGUUAAGUGUACUUUGCAACAAAUUAUGGACACAAAUUAACUCGUAAACACAUAUCAUUGAAUGGUUAGGACGAGUUUUACUUACUUGGUCU
Molecule: messenger RNA, 4444 nt
Organism: Girardinichthys multiradiatus
Lineage: Eukaryota; Metazoa; Chordata; Actinopteri; Cyprinodontiformes; Goodeidae
Gene: ano10b
Product: anoctamin 10b
Exons: 15
Coding region: 618-2699 (693 amino acids)
Biological process (GO): chloride transmembrane transport
Cellular component (GO): plasma membrane
Molecular function (GO): chloride channel activity
Source: RefSeq, a predicted model, not a curated record